AUGGUGUACCAUGCCUUCUCAAACUAUGCAAAAUACGCAUGGGGAGCCAAUGAACAUCGACCAAUAUCAAAGACGUCCCAUUCAGCCAAUGUCUUCGGAUCAGAUAAAUUAGGCAUUUCGAUUAUCGAUAGUCUUGAUACAUUAUAUCUAGCUGGUCUAGAAGAACUCUACGACAAUUCGAGAGAUUGGGUUGAAAAACAAUUCAACAUCAACGUGGGCAGUGAGGUAUCUGUAUUCGAAAUCAACAUUCGUCUCGUCGGAGGCUUCCUCGCCAUGUAUGGUUUAACGAACGAUAAAUUAUAUCUUGAUAAAGCUCAAUUAGUAGCUGAUCGUCUUCUGCCAGCCUUUGAUACGCCAACUGGUAUUCCUUAUGCUUUAAUUACAUUAUCCAGUGGAUCCUCGAGAAAUUGGAAUUGGGCUGCUGGUGGUUGUUCAAUUCUAUCGGAACUGGGAACAAUGCAUCUUGAAUUUCAAUAUCUAUCUCAAUUGACUGGCAAAGAUACUUAUUUACAAAAAGCAGAGAAAAUACGUAAAGUCGUCAAAGAUGCGUCCGAAAGUCACUUGUAUUACAAUUAUAUCAAUCAACAGACAGGCAAAUGGUGUCAAAAACAAGCAUCGCUUGGUGGCUUGGGUGAUAGUUUCUAUGAAUACUUAUUAAAAAGUUGGAUUCUGUCAGGAAAGAAAGACGAACAAGCACGUUCAAUGUAUGAAGAUGCCAUGAAAGCUGCGGAAGAUUCAAUGUUGAGAAAAACUCCAACAACAAAUUUGAUGUAUUUCGGUGAACAACGUUCGGGUCGAUUAGAUGCUCAAAUGGGACAUCUAGCAUGUUUUGUCGGUGGUCUUUACGUUUUAUCAACUUUAUCCGGUGCUUCGUCUUCGAAUACAUCAGCGAAGCAUGAAAUGGAAAUCGCCCAAGGAAUCGGGAAAACAUGCCACGAAUCUUAUAUCAGAUCAGCAACUGGUCUUGGCCCAGAAGCUUUUCAUUUCGAACGUGCUGAUAAUGAAGCGAAAUCUGUGCGAGGUGAUGAAAAGUACUACAUAUUAAGACCUGAAGCAAUCGAAGGCUGGUUUUAUCUCUGGAGAAGUACACACGAUCAGAUCUAUCGUGAUUGGGCAUGGGAUGCGCUCAUUAGUUUGGAAAAACAUUGUCGAGUUGAUGGCGGAUAUUCAGGUAUUCGAGAUGUAUAUUCUGUACCUGUUGCUCAUGAUGACGUUCAACAGAGUUUUUUCAUUGCUGAAACUCUGAAAUACUUAUUAUUGAUUUUCUCGGAUGAUUCAUUCAUUUCUUUGGAUUCCUAUGUCUUCAACACGGAAGCUCAUCCUUUUCGAAUCCGAACUGUGUGA
Molecule: messenger RNA, 1344 nt
Organism: Adineta ricciae
Lineage: Eukaryota; Metazoa; Rotifera; Eurotatoria; Adinetida; Adinetidae
Source: the annotation of a GenBank genome assembly